AUGGUUUGGCUGGACACGGACUUGAUGGGCGAGGCCCCGGGCCCCAAAGCUCAGCAUGGGCUGCGCCGCUUUCUCCCGCUGGAAACCAAUGGGGAACUGCGUAGCAUUGUUCACGGGACAACGCAAGCCCGGGGCGCGCUGAUGAAGACCGCAGAAGGAGAAGCAACAUGCCCCGCCCCAGGCGAAUUGAUCUGCGUCCACGAUGGCGGCCGCAAGAUCAUGCCCAAGGUCCGCAAGCUUUUCCGCCCCAUGACAUCCAAAUGUGAAAUCUUGGACUGUCAUGAAAAGCAGGCCUCCAUCAUCUUUAACGAAGAAACCAUGCGAGCGCGGAAGCAGCGCAUCAAGAGCUCUGAGGCCUACACGUGCCAAACCUCAAUGAGCAUGUUCACCCGGAGCACACUGGUUCCGACCAUGAUCCCAGAGAAGCGCCGCGCGCACUACCAGGGCUACAACACAGGCGAUGUCAUUGGCUGGGUGGACGCCGUGCCUGCCAAUGCUUUGUGGGAAGCGCCUCGGCCUGCGAAGGAACAAGUCCUGGGCAAGAAGACGCUGACACUGACCGCCGCCGAGGAAGGCAGCCUGAGCAAGGAUCAGCAGCAGCUGCGGGCAGCAGAGGGCCGCCUAGAAACGGUCUUCAGCGGCACGCGCUUGCCGAAGCAGUUCCACAGUGAGCUGCUGGCGUCGCUGUGCUGCCAAGGCGUUGUAGAUCUCACACCAGGGCAAGGGUUCCUGGAGCAGGCGUGCUUGGAUGCGCGCGUGCCAGUUCUGGCGGUGUGCCUGAGCGCACGCGGAGGCGCUGGAAGAGCGCCUGACGAGGUAUUGCUUGUCCAAGUUUGUGGAGCAAGGGCACACCCUUUACCGAGAGGGGGCCAACAAGUUCUUGAAGCCAGACGGCGCCAUAAAAGAGGACAAAGGCGACGAUGA
Messenger RNA from Effrenium voratum, 924 nucleotides. NCBI's taxonomy places the organism in Eukaryota, Dinophyceae, Suessiales, Symbiodiniaceae. The record is from the annotation of a GenBank genome assembly.